AUGGAGGCGCCUUCAAGCCCCACGACGCCGACAUACGGCCGCAGCAUCAGUCGGCUUGGUCACCUCUCGCGCCUCAUGGAGCACGAGCUGCAGGUGGAAACGGUGCGCGAGACGCUGGCCAAGUUUGACAUAAACUCAACACCCUCCUCCCCUUCGGCGGCCUCCCCGGGUUUCCCGUCAACGUCCCCCGCGGGUCAUCGUCGCCGCAGCAGCAGUCGGUCUCGACGCAGCUCCAGCUUUUCCGCACCCCGAACUUCGGCCAUUGCCUCCCCGGGUCCCUUCUCCCCACACAACAACAAAACGGAGUCCAAUGCUUCCCCAAAUGCAGGACCCCACGCCCACGCCGCUGCCGUCUCACCCCCAGGCCUCACAGCAUCCCCCGACACAUCCCUCGAAUCCUUUGUCUCCACCUCCACCUCACCCAGCAAUGGUCCCGCCAGCCAAGAUCGCCCGGCUCGACCCACCGCAGCCCAUGUCACACGCCGCCGCAACUCCAUCUCCUCCUCAUCCCCCAGCGCCUCCCCUUCAGCCCACUACGGCCAGUUUAUUCGCGAACCCCGCGACCUAAAAACGCUACCACCACUCCGACUUGCACCCCCAGAGGCGCCCAACCAUCGCCCCCGACCCAGCGCUGCUCAAUCCCCAUCAGCCCUCGGUCUCGACGUCUGCCGAAGGCGCAGCUCGCUCACCCGAAACCGCUCCGCGGAUGACGAUGAUGCCACCACCAACGGCCCUCUUGACCCCCACACCAGCCCCUGGCGUGGCUAUGCCGCCCGUCGUGACGCCAAUCUUGACAUGGAUGAUUUCCUUGCCAAGCCCUCCCCUCCGACUCCCGAUCAAACUCGUGGUCCCUCUUCCGAAGCCCGUCGCCGUGUCAAUCGUCGCCGCAGCCUCUCGUUGACUCGACAUCAGCCCGCUGCCCUGCACGAGGAAGCCACGCGCCGCGGCAGCGAUGAUCCGGCCCUGGUUCGCCCCCAUCUCGAUGGCGUUGCCCCCCUUCCCUGCCGCCCAGCAGCUGUCCGUCGUGCCUCGGUCCACGUCUCGCUGGCCCACCGUGCCAUCAGUGAUGGCUACGAAGCACCCCGUCGACGUAGUGACGGUGCAAUCCACCUCCGUUCAGACUCGGAAUCCGCCCGGCCCCAGGCACCCUCUGCCGUCCGUGGCCCCGCCCCGCACGGCCGACGCGUCUCCAGUCUUAGUGAUGGUGAGCUCGGAGCCAAGCUCCGCCAGCUUCACGAUUCCUGGGCUCUUCCUGCCACCACGUCUCGCCCCGACCCUGCAGAUCAGACCUCGCACUCCCCUCGCCGCGCUGACAGUGGUAUUGGGCGUAGCGAUCUCAACCUACUUACUGCGCCACGUCCGAGUGCUGGCGACAAUGUAGUCAAACGUCUUGCAGAUGCCGCUUUUAGUUCCUCCGACGAUUCAGACUCGGAACUCAGCGACAACGAGCAAAUCUUUCACUGUUAA
Messenger RNA from Monosiga brevicollis MX1, 1467 nucleotides. RefSeq lists its product as uncharacterized. NCBI's taxonomy places the organism in Eukaryota, Choanoflagellata, Craspedida, Salpingoecidae. The transcript has a single exon. The record is from RefSeq and is a predicted model, not a curated record. The coding region runs from base 1 to 1467 and encodes 488 amino acids.